This is a messenger RNA of Clupea harengus (Atlantic herring), 1331 nucleotides long. It is a transcript of the gene phospho2, whose product is annotated as phosphatase, orphan 2. Gene Ontology annotation, molecular function: phosphatase activity. The record is from RefSeq and is a predicted model, not a curated record. Lineage: Eukaryota; Metazoa; Chordata; Actinopteri; Clupeiformes; Clupeidae.
AAGUAAAUGAUGUUGUAACUUGCCAAUCACGGGUUGAUUUUGAGUAGGCGGGGUUAAUAUUGGCCAAUCAAUGUGCCGUAAGUAGAUGUACUGAAAAGCAAACCGGUAGCGAGCAAACACUACUUUGAUCCUAUGCUGUCGGUUGGCGCACGAUUUCGAAAGUACCAGUGCAGAGGGAUGAAGACACUUAUGGUAUUCGAUUUCGACCACACAAUAGUGGACGAAAACUGUGACACCUGGGUGAUUAGAAGCACCCCCGACAAGCGCCUGCCAGAAUCGCUGAAAAAGACUUAUGAGAAGGGGCGAUGGACUGAGUACAUGGGCAGGGUUAUGUCAUACGUAGGUGAUCAAGCCGUCACACCGGAAUCGAUUCGUUCGGUCAUGCAUACCAUACCUUUCACAGAUGGCAUGGUAGAACUUUUUACGUUCAUCUCAGGACACAAGAAUGACAUCGAUUGCAUCAUUAUCUCCGAUGCCAAUACGCUGUUUAUCGACUGGAUCUUAGAUGCAGCUGGGAUUCGACCAGCAUUUGACAAAGUGUUUUCUAACCCGGCCAGUAUCGACAACCGUGGUUACGUAACAGUGCAGUGCUACCAUUCUCACAACUGUGUCAAGUGUCCGAUCAAUAUGUGCAAAAGGAAAAUUCUGGAGGAUUUCAUCGAGGCCCAAGACAAGGCGGGUGUGGAGUAUAAAUGGACAAUUUAUGCCGGUGAUGGAAGCAAUGAUCUCUGUCCGCUUAAGUCUAUGCGUGAAGGAGAUAUUGCAAUGCCACGAAAAGGGUACACUUUGGAGCGUUUGUUGCUGGCCGGAGUUGCAACCAAGGAUGGCACAGCAUUAAAACCGCGCGUUCAAGCGUGGACAAGUGCCACGGAAAUUCUCAGUGAACUCAAAGCGCUCAUCCAAUAGAGCUGCGACACCCUGCCAGUCAAAGUGAUAUAGCCGGAGUACAGAGGAUCUUUGAUAUUGCUCACAUCCGAACAGCACGGAAGCAGUAAACUUCCACGUCCAAAAUAACAGUAAUCAUCUGUUUACUUACAAUUGCAAAGCACCCUAGCCUAUUGAUGCAUUCAUCAGAACAUAUAGCCUAAUCCUUGGUAUCAAAAAUAUUAUUUUCAUUGUUUACUCGUUUGAAGCAUUACGUGUCUAAUGAACAACAAUGUGCUCUCUUCCCUGAGAGUGUGCAAAUCUGUCUAUUUUGCAUGUGGUUGAAUUUACAUUGCUUAUUAUUGUUGAUGGUGGUUAACCUGCCAUUGUCGGGUCCAUACUUGACCAGUGAUCUGUGUUCACUUUUUAAUAAUAUAAAUAAAAAUAAAAAUAAAAAAGUAAUUAUA